Molecule: messenger RNA, 315 nt
Organism: Symbiodinium natans
Lineage: Eukaryota; Dinophyceae; Suessiales; Symbiodiniaceae
Source: the annotation of a GenBank genome assembly
AUGUGCUACGUCCUAUGUUCGGGAGAAGAAAGUCGAUUUGGUCGGAAGGUCCCGCUGACUCACGCCUCCCACCAGCAGCGACUCACUCUGGCCUUGUCCAACAUUGGAGGCUGCACCACGUUCUUUGCCUUCGGGCAUCCGAUGCUAGUUGGAACCGAGGCGCUGGAAGCUCGAAUUUGCGAGUUUUCUUUCAAAGGAGGGCUGCCUGACUCCGCCAGACUUUUUACGUCGAGACCUUGCGUUGAUUGUCUCUGCGUGGUUGGGCACUGGGCACUAGCCCCAUGGCCCAAGAACUGCCAAGCAAGUCCAAAGUAA